Drepanopeziza brunnea f. sp. 'multigermtubi' MB_m1 is the source of this 2685-nucleotide messenger RNA. RefSeq lists its product as uncharacterized. Gene Ontology annotation, biological process: vacuolar acidification; proton transmembrane transport. Lineage: Eukaryota; Fungi; Ascomycota; Leotiomycetes; Helotiales; Drepanopezizaceae. Gene Ontology annotation, cellular component: vacuolar proton-transporting V-type ATPase, V0 domain; vacuolar proton-transporting V-type ATPase complex; fungal-type vacuole membrane. The record is from RefSeq and is a predicted model, not a curated record. Gene Ontology annotation, molecular function: ATPase binding; proton-transporting ATPase activity, rotational mechanism.
AUGACGACUCGCGAAGCUCGUUGCCUCCAACCACUCCAACUAUUGUCCAUCGCACCCACAUCACCAAGCUCUCCUCAACUAUUGAAGAAGGAUUGGGAAUACCGCUUCUUCUUCGCCAUGGUGCAUCACGAGGAUACCAUGUUCCGGUCUGCGGACAUGAGCAUGGUCCAACUAUACAUCGCCAACGAAAUCGGCCGCGAGAUUGUCAACGCCCUGGGCGAGCUGGGCCAGAUCCAAUUUAGAGAUCUCAAUUCGGAUGUCACUGCUUUUCAGCGAACUUUUACCCAGGAGAUUCGGAGACUGGACAAUGUCGAAAGACAGCUUCGGUUCUUCUAUUCGCAGAUGGAGAAGGCUGGAAUCCCCCUCCGGAAGAUUGAUCUCGAUGUCGAUACCCUAGCCGCGCCCUCUGCCUCUGAAAUUGAUGAGCUGGCCGACCGCAGCCAGAGCCUCGAGCAACGAGUUGCAUCGCUCAACGAUAGCUACGAGACAUUGAAGAAGAGAGAGGUAGAACUGACCGAGUGGAGAUGGGUGCUGAGAGAGGCGGGCGGAUUCUUCGACCGGGCACAUGGUAAUGUCGAGGGUAUCAGAGCAUCGAACGACGACGACGAUGCGCCGCUGCUGCAGGAUGUCGAACAACCUGCGCAAAAUGGAGAUGGGGAGCGUUCGUUCUCGGUUAUGAACAUUGGAUUCGUGUCCGGCGUCAUCCCUCGAGACAGAGUGGCUGCUUUUGAGCGUAUCUUGUGGCGUACGUUGAGAGGAAAUCUCUACAUGAACCAAUCCGAGAUCCCGGAGCCGCUAGUCGAUCCAGCGAACAACGAGGCAGUCAACAAGAACGUCUUCGUCAUCUUCGCACAUGGAAAGGAGCUCAUCGCCAAGAUCAGGAAGAUUUCCGAGUCGCUGGGAGCGGAUCUAUAUAGCGUGGACGAGAACAGCGAUUUGAGAAGGGAUCAGAUCCAUGAGGUCAACACCAGACUCGGAGAUCUGGGAAAUGUACUGAACAACACUAAGAGCACACUCGAUGCGGAAUUGACACAGAUUGCGCAGAGUUUGGCUGCUUGGAUGGUCAUCAUCAAGAAGGAGAAGGCAGUUUACCAGACGCUAAAUCUCUUCUCGUAUGAUCAUGCAAGGAAGACACUGAUUGCAGAGGCUUGGUGCCCUACAAACUCAUUGCAGUUGAUCAAGUCGACGCUCCACGAUGUCAACAACAGAGCUGGGCUUUCUGUUCCCUCCAUCAUCAACGAGAUCCGUACGAACAAGACCCCGCCUACAUACCAGAAGACGAACAGAUUCACGGAGGGGUUCCAGACUAUCAUCAACGCCUAUGGAACGGCCAAGUACCAGGAAGUCAAUCCUGGUCUUCCCACCAUUGUUACUUUCCCAUUCUUGUUCGCUGUCAUGUUCGGUGAUUUCGGUCACGGAUUCAUCAUGUUCGCCGCAGCUUCUGCCAUGAUUUACUGGGAGAAGCCACUAAAGAAGGUUCGCGACGAGCUUUUCUCUAUGGCAUAUUAUGGAAGAUAUAUCAUGUUAAUGAUGGGAAUCUUCUCUAUGUACACUGGUCUGAUUUACAACGAUGUCUUUUCCAAGUCGCUCUCUAUUUUCCCCAGCGCCUGGCAAUGGGAUGUUCCAGAGGGCUGGAAGGAGGGACAAGUGGUCACCGCAUCUUUGAAGAGCGAUUACCGCUACCCAUUUGGCCUGGAUUGGAUGUGGCAUGGUACCGAGAACGACCUCUUGUUCUCCAACAGUUACAAGAUGAAGCUCAGUAUCCUGAUGGGUUGGUGCCACAUGACAUACUCACUAUGUCUAUCAUACAUCAACGCUCGCCAUUUCAAGACCCCGAUCGACAUCUGGGGUGUAUUCGUACCUGGAAUGAUAUUCUUCCAGGCAAUUUUCGGAUACCUUGUUUUCACUAUCGUCUACAAGUGGUGCGUUGACUGGUACGCCAUCGGUGCAUCGCCUCCGGGACUCCUCAAUAUGUUAAUCUACAUGUUCUUGUCCCCUGGUACGAUAGAAGAGCCAUUGUAUGGGGGCCAGGCCGGAAUUCAAGUCUUUUUGGUUCUCAUCGCCAUCGUACAAGUCCCCAUCUUGCUCUUCCUUAAGCCAUUUUAUCUCCGCUACGAGAAUAACAAGGCUCGUGCGAAGGGAUACAGAGGUAUUGGCGAGACGUCCCGCGUCAGCGCCAUGGAUGAUGACGACAGCAAUACUUUGGACGGAAGAGCUAGCAUGAAUAGUGACGGUGAGGGCGUUGCUAUGAUUACACAGGGUCUUGGAGAUGACGAAGAGCACGAGGAGUUUGAAUUCAGUGAGGUGAUGAUCCACCAGGUCAUCCACACUAUUGAAUUCUGCCUCAAUUGUGUCUCCCACACAGCCUCCUACCUCCGUCUCUGGGCGCUUUCCCUCGCUCAUCAACAGCUGUCUGUUGUCCUCUGGACCAUGACGCUCGCGAACGGUCUCGCCAUGACCGGCACUUUUGGUGUCUUUGCUGUCACUGUCUCAUUCUUCCUCUGGUUCUUCCUCUCUGUUGCCGUACUUGUCAUCAUGGAAGGUACCAGUGCUAUGCUUCACUCCCUGCGACUGCAUUGGGUUGAAGCAAUGAGCAAGCAUUUCAUGGGCGACGGUAUUCCAUUCGAGCCGUUCAGUUUCAAGACCAUGCUAGAAGAAGAUGAGAGUGCGGCGGAGAUCAGCUAG